Molecule: messenger RNA, 1134 nt
Organism: Toxotes jaculatrix (banded archerfish)
Lineage: Eukaryota; Metazoa; Chordata; Actinopteri; Toxotidae
Gene: myl2b
Product: myosin, light chain 2b, regulatory, cardiac, slow
Exons: 7
Coding region: 89-595 (168 amino acids)
Biological process (GO): cardiac muscle contraction; muscle cell fate specification; heart development
Cellular component (GO): cytoplasm; myofibril
Molecular function (GO): calcium ion binding
Source: RefSeq, a predicted model, not a curated record
UCAGUAUAUCUACCCCUUGUUUAGUGGGCUGCUCCAUCAUAAAGCAGCCAAGGAUACUGCUUAGUCCACAUCAAGCUGCCACUGAAAUAUGGCACCCAAGAAAGCAAAGAAAAGAGCGGAGGGAGCCAGCUCCAAUGUGUUCUCCAUGUUUGAACAGGCCCAGAUCCAGGAGUUCAAAGAAGCUUUCACUAUCAUGGACCAAAACAGAGACGGAUUCAUUGACAAGAAUGACCUGAGAGACACGUUUGCAGCUUUGGGCCGUUUAAAUGUCAAGCAAGAGGAGAUUGAUGAUAUGCUGAAGGAGGCACCAGGACCCAUUAAUUUCACAGUCUUUCUCACCAUGUUUGGAGAGAAGCUAAAAGGUGCUGACCCAGAGGAGACCAUUCUCAACGCUUUCAAAGUCUUUGACCCUGAGGGAAAAGGAACAUUAAAGAAAGACUUUGUCACAGAGAUGCUGACGACUCAGGCAGACAGAUUCUCCCCUGAAGAGAUGGAGCAGAUGUUUGCAGCUUUCCCUCCAGAUGUAGCAGGAAACCUAGACUACAAGAACCUGGUCUAUGUCAUCACACACGGCGAAGAAAAAGACCAAGAAUAGAUCAAUUACGCCUGAGAUUUCCCUCUGGAAUUUCAAAUCAAUGGGUCAUGUUUGUGCUGAGAUACGUGCAUGAGCACACAGCCUAGAGCAGAAACACAACGCUAAAGGUUUCAGCUUCAGUGACUUGUUUUUCGUAAUUGUGUAUUAAAGUAUUACUUAUGUAUUGAUUCAUUAUUAGAAUAUGUAUUGGUAUGGAUAUUAUUACACUAGAUGUAUAUAAAUGCUUGAUAUGUAAUAGGUGAAAUUAAAAGUGUAUGUAACCACUGAAAGGGAAAUGUUUAAUAUGUUUUUAUAUCUCAUGGUAAGAGAUUAUUUUUUUUCUGAAUGAAUAAAGGAAGGGAGGCUGGAUAUCACUGGCAGUAACACUCAGAAAGAUGUCUGCAAAGACCCACACACAUUUCUAUUUGCACCAUAGCUGUGCUUUAUCAUGUUUUGUUGCAGAGGGAGAGCUCCAGUGGGAAACAGAGCCAGUGGCAUUCAGAUCUAUGAGGAAGGUAGUUAAUCCCAAUGUGAGAAACAACAAUAAACCUUUUCAACUU